Messenger RNA from Phyllostomus hastatus (greater spear-nosed bat), 8595 nucleotides. It is a transcript of the gene SPAG17, whose product is annotated as sperm associated antigen 17. The transcript is spliced from 48 exons. Gene Ontology annotation, cellular component: axonemal central apparatus. The record is from RefSeq and is a predicted model, not a curated record. Lineage: Eukaryota; Metazoa; Chordata; Mammalia; Chiroptera; Phyllostomidae. Bases 26 to 6706 code for a protein of 2226 amino acids. Gene Ontology annotation, biological process: epithelial cilium movement involved in extracellular fluid movement; axonemal central apparatus assembly.
AGGCCAAAGCUCUUCUGUCCUUUUCAUGGCACCCAAGAAAGAGAAAGUUGGGACCACGAGCACCAAUUCUAAGCCAUGGGAACCGUCGCUCAUCGCCGCACCUUUCAAUCAGAACGACUGGAAGGGCUCCAUCGCUUUUGUUGUUGGAAACCAGGUUGAGGACGACCUUCUCAUUCGAGCCCUCACCCUCGCAGUCCAGGUGCCGCAGCGGAAGCUCUUCAGCCUGGUAUCGUGGAAAGACGUUCUCUGCCAGAUUGAUGAAGCAAGCGCACUCUUUGCAACCACCACUAAAAAGGGAAAGAACGUCGUGGGCGGUAGUGCUCCCUUGUAUCACGAGGUGUUACUAGCAGCAAAAGCAAUCAUGGACAAUGGAGAGAAAUUAACCUUACCACUGAUAGGGAAACUCCUGAAAUUCCAACUUCUCCAGAUUAAACUUAAGGACCAACAGCGCCGGGAAAAUGAAAAGAAGGUGAAAGAAGACAGAUUUAAGGUAGAAAAGGAGAAAGGGAAGGCAAAAACUCCCAAGGACAAGAAGGCCUCGAAUGCCAGCGCUGGCAAAGGGAAGGGGAAGGAUCAGCCUGAGGCGAGCUCAGUGGUGCGAAAGACAACCCAGCUGAAGCACAGGGGAGAGGAAGAUGAGACCAAAGUUUACAUCGACGAUGAGCCAGAUGAUGGUGCCCAACAUUACAUUAUAGUUGUGGGCUUCAACAAUCCUCAGCUAUUAGCGAUUAUGACUGAGCUUGGCAUUCCCAUAAGCAGCGUGAUUAAAAUAUCUUCCGAGAAUUACGAACCUCUGCAGACACACCUGGCAGCAGUUAGCCAGCAGCAGGAAGUUUUUCUUCAGCCACAAGAUAUAGAAGCUGAGAAAUUGAAGAAAGAGAAUGCCAUGAAGGAACUUGCCAUUUUCUGGAAGUACUUGGAGCCAAUCCUGAAUAAUGAGAAACCUGAAACAAAUCUCUUUGAUGUUGCUCGGCUGGAACACGUGGUGCGGGCAGCUGCCUUUCCUUCCAACUGGUCGGACGGCAAGAUGCUGCUGGAACUGGGCACCAGUAUUUUUGAAAAUAUUGCCUGUUUGAUGUAUGACAGCCUGGAUUGGAAAAGGCAGCACCAGCACUACUUGGAAAGCAUGCAGCUCAUUAACGUCCCACAAAUGGUUAGUGAGAAACCUCCCUUAGAAGCCCCAGUAAUUUCUGAGACUCCACAGUCUGCUGUUCUCGGCGCCGGGAAGAAGAAAGCACAAAAUGGAGAACCGCAGGGGCCGGCAUCAGUGGCUUCCGUCGUCACCCCGGAGGCGGACCUGCGCUACUACAAUGACUUGCUGAGUCCGAUUCCGGAGGAGUUCAUCUCCGUGCCCCUGAUCGUGCACUGCAUGCUGGAACAGGUCGUGGCAACGGAAAAAGACCUCGUGCCGCCCAGCCUGGUGGAGCCGCCCCCCCGAGCGGACGGGCUGGACCACAGAAUCGCAGCUCACAUCGUGUCCAUCCUGCCCUCGCUCUGCCUCACCGAGAGCGAGAAAAAGAAUCUCCAUAAAGUAUUUUUAUGUGAAGAAGAAAGCCAAAGCGAAGAAGUGCCCGAAGGCCCGCUGCUGCUGAACUACCACGACGCGCUUGCCCACAAGAAGUACGCGCUGAAGGACCAAAAGGAUUUUGACCCGGUUCAAAUUGAGCAGGAGAUGCAGGCCAGGCUGCCACUGUGGGAAUUCCUUGAGUUCCCUCUGCCCCCACCAUGGAACAGCAUUAAACGUCUGGCUGCAAUUCAUGAGCUCUUGCACUUUUGUACAAAUGAGCCCCUGAGCUGGAACGAAGUAGAGAGAGCCUUCAAAGUGUUUACUUUUGAGAGCCUGAAACUCUCUGAGGUGGAUGAGGAAGGGAACCUAAAGCCUUCUAGGAAAGUGCAUGGGACCGACGCCGAGACGAUCAACAUCCCCUGGGACAACCCCGCCAGGUUUGCUAAGCAGAUCCGACAGCAGUGCCUGACGAGGCUGAGCAGGCGGGAGGCCAGGCGCCCAGCAGAUCCUACUGAAGCCCAAGACAGAACUUUAUUUAUGGAUCAGAGUUUGUCAACAGCUGUGCAAGAUAAGGAGAUCAACAAAGACCCUUCAGACCCUGGUCAGACGGAUGCUGACAAUACGAAGAAUUCUGACCCAGAUAAUGAGAAACCCUCAGACCCUGAGGACAGAGAGCUGUCAGGGCAGCAGGCGGCCAGCUUGGAGACGCAGCCACCAAGGAAAUCUGUGGAGCAGACCACGAACAAUGAGAUCAAAGAUGAAACAGUCACAAAGGCUGAUUUUCUUGAAAAGAAACCCAAGAAGACGACUGUGGAAGCAGAGUUGGAGGACAUACAGAAAACACAGCAGCGCAGUCUGAGGGACUGGAGCUUCACGGAGCAUUUCAAACCGAAAGUCCUGCUGCAGGUUCUUCAAGAAGCUGAUCAGCAAUACAAGUGCAUUGAUUCUUAUUACCAUACCCAAGACAACUCUUUACUUUUAGUCUUCCACAACCCAAUGAAUACGCAGCGUCUGCACCGUGAACUGUGGAACGUUGCUCUUCACUCCAAUGUUGGAUUCAGGAAUUUUUUGGAACUAGUUUCAGAAUCUAUCCAGGAUUGGAUCACAAAAGAAGAAGCUAUCUAUCAGGAAUCUAAAAUGGCUGAGGAACUCUCCAGGCCCAAGGGCGAGCUGGAAGUGAAGUCUUCUGUUAAUGUCAAAAUUGUUUCUCCUAGGAAAACGUACUCUGUUCAGAAAUCUGAAAGUAACAAAACCCUGGGGAAACCAGAGACAACAGAUCAGGAAAAGGAAGAAGAGAAGGAGAAAAUGUCUUUCAUUUUAAAAGGCUCUCUCAAGGCCUGGAAAGAAGAACAGGAGCCAGUAGCAGAAGAGGAACGCUUGAAGGAAGACAAGAAAGCCGAGAAGAAGACCAAGGAAAGUGGCAAAAAGAAAGGCAAAGGAAAGCUAGAGCGAGAAGAGAGUGGCAUUGUGAAGAAAAAAUCGGUUUUCCAGGAGAAGCCUAGAGAAGAGCAAAUAAAGUUCUCGGAAACGUCGGAGGAGCUGCUCCAGGAGCCGGAAGCCCAGAGGGUGUACCCGUUUCGUGGAUACAACAUGGGAAAUGUACCCAUCCAAAUCUCAGGAACAAAUUAUUAUCUGUAUCCUUCAGAUGGAGGACAGAUUGAAGUAGAAAAGACGACGUUUGAAAAAGGCUCAACUUUUAUCAAAGUGAAAGUGAAAAAGGACAAACACAGUUUUAUAAUUCAUUUAAAAGACCCUAAGAAAAUUGUGAAAACGGAAAAAGAGGAAGAGUAUUAUUAUUUAGAAGAUGAAGAAGGAGGAAGAGAGGAAGAACAAAACAUGGAAACAGGAGAAUCAAAUGCAGAGCAUAAGGCUGUCAGCAGGUUUGGGUCUUUUUCUGCCACGUUGGAGAAUGGAAUCUGCCUCUCGAUCAGUUACUACGGACCCAGUGGGACUGUGCCAGAGGAUAAGGAUCCCAGCUUGGAAGCAAUGCUGAAUAUCCCAUCAGCUCUUCUUCCAACAGUAAUUCCUGUUAUAGCGCCUGUUCCUCAAGCCAAAGCAAAAGGGAAGACAAAAGGCAAAGAUAAACCCAAAGAAUCUCUUAAAGAGGAGGAACACCCAAAGGAAGAAGAAAAAAAGGAAGAAGUAGAACCAGAACCUGAUGUACAAGAGACUGUUUUUGUUCCCACCUUCCAAAACCUCAAUGUGUCCUGCCCCAAUGGGCUCCUGGUGACCUUCAUUGGGCAUGAGUCCACAGGUGAGUAUAAAUGUGUCAUCAGUGAGGAACCCACUUGGGACAUAAUGAUCCGACAGAGCUACCCCCAGAAGGGGAAGUUCUACGAGUUCUACAGAGCGGUGAUGCCCCCGGUGGAGCAGGAGGCCUCGAGAGUCAUCACCAGUCAGGGCACGGUGGUCAAGUACAUGCUGGACGGGUCCACACAGAUUCUCUUUGCAGACGGCGCCGUGAGCAGCAGUCCCGACUCGGGGCCCGUGUGUGCGCCUGCCAGCCGCCCCACAAGCCGCCCCAGCGGAGACCUGAUGGACUCGGGCUCUCAGCAGAAACCAGAAAGAAUGCCGUCGGAGACGGUCCUCACAAAGAAAGGCAGAAGUCACAAAACUCAGUCAACAGUAUUGCAGAAGAGUGAAACCCACGAAACUCCCACAGACGUAGGUCAAACGGCGACUCCUGUGGAGAGUCACGUAGGCACCUGGUUCACAACCACACCUGAAGGAGAUCGGAUCGGCACCAGAGGGUCAGAGAGAAUAGCAGACUUGGCGCCGUUUCUGUCCUUUCAGGCCACAGACCCCAUCACUGGAACGGUCAUGACAACCCGAGAGGACAAGGUGGUCAUUGUCGAAAAGAAGGACGGCACUCGGAUAGUGGACCACGCCGACGGCACCAGGAUCACAACCUUUUACCAAGUGUACGCAGAUUGCAUCACUCCCCCGGACGAAAUGUCCAGAGGUCCUCACAGUGUCACCAGGCAGGUGAAGUGCAUGCGGAUAGAAAGCUCACAUUAUGCCACUGUCAUCACCAACUGCGAGGACAGUAGCUGCUGCGCCACCUUUGGGGAUGGGACGUCUAUUAUUGCAAAGCCACAGGGCACAUACCAGGUGUUGCCUCCAAACACAGGCUGUCUUUAUAUCGACAAGGACUGUUCAGCUGUUUAUUGCCAUGAGUCAAGCAGUGAGAUAUACCAUCCUUUCCAAAAGCGGGAGCAGCUGAGAGCUAGCACGUACAUCAUGAAGCACACGUCAGAGGUGGUCUGUGAGGUCCUGGAUCCCCAGGGAAACACCUUUCAGGUCAUGGCUGAUGGUAGCGUAUCAACUGUGCUACCUGAGAACAGUCUGGAAGAUGACUUGAAUGCAAUCCCUGAAGGCUACGACAGCUUGUCAUCUGCUCACCUUCAGAAGAAUCACCUGCAAAUCUAUGGUGAACACAUCCCCAGGUUUUUUGUUGUCUAUGCCGACGGAUCGGGAGUGGAGCUCCUGCGAGACAGUGAGAUCGAAGAAUACCUGUCCUUGGCGUGCGGGGGACCAACCACGGUGGUUCUGCAGGAGCCCGUGCAGGAGCAGCCAGGCGCCCUCAGCAUCACCGUCCUUCACCCUUUCCAUGAAGCGUCACCGUGGCUAAUGAAGAAAGAACUGGACACGAUCGUGCCUCCUAAUCUGCAGUCGCGGACCUGGGAGACCUUUCCCGCAGUGGAGAAGAAAACUCCAGGACCUCCGUUUGGCACUUACAUUUGGAAGGGUUUUUACAACGAGGCCAAACAGCUGGUGAGCGCCCCAGCCCCUCUUCUCAAGAGCCCUAGCGUGCUGCAGAUCCGCCAGUUCAUCCAGCAUGAGGUCAUAACGGAUGAGGUGAAACUGAAGCUGCAGACUUCCCUGAAGGACUACAUCAACCACAUCCUGAAGCAAGAGGACGAGCUGCGGGGCAUGGCGGUGAAGGACUCCAGAACCGAGGCGGAGAGGGGCAGCGCUGCAGACCUCCUGAAGCUGGUGAUGUCUUUUCCUAAGAUGGAAGAAAGUACAAAAAGUCAUGUUACUGAAGUCGCAGCCCACCUGACCGAUUUCCUCAGGCAGUCUGUGGCUGCUUCUCCAGAAGACCUUCCAGACACAUUCAGUACAGAGUUCUUUGAAAAGAAAUGGAAGGACACAGAAACAGGAAAGCACUGGAGUGAAAAACUAGCUCAAAAGAGGAAGGAAAUUGAAAAUACACGCAGUCGUUUAAUGAACAUUAAGAACAAAACAAUACCGCCCUACUUCAAACCUGACUUGAGCAAUGUGUAUCAGUCUCAGUUUGAUUAUCUGAACAACCUUUCCAAAAACUUGCCUCCUUUUCCAAAGAAAGGUGAAGAUGGAAACAAAACAGCUGUUCAAAACACGUAUGAUCUUCAUCCAGAUUCCCGGUCAAAAGCAGUUUUAGAGCAGGAUUCCUCAGAUACGCCUAGUCCUCCAAAACAGCAGAGUCCUGUGGCUUUCAAGGAGUCCACUAACCAGAAGCAGACUGAAAAUUUAACAAGCUCCACUGCAGACCCAGAGCCGAGCGUGCCCGUGAAAGUCCCCACCCAGGCGCUGCUGCAGGACGUGGCGGGACAGGCGAGGAAGGAGAGAGUGAGGCUGCCUCACUACCUGCUGAGCUCCAAGCCCAAGUCCAUACCUCUCCCGAAGGUGCAGGAUUCUGUUGGCGGAAGAGUGAAAACCUCCUCCGUCGCAGCUGCUGCCAUUAACAACGCAAACGCCUCCCCUUUCGGCUUCCAUCUCCUCCCUCCGUCCGUGAAGUUCGGGGUGCUGGAAGAAGGGCACACCUACGAAGCCAUCGUCAAGCUCAAGAACGUGGGCGUGGACUUCUGCAGGUUUAGGGUGAAGCAGCCCCCACCCAGCACAGGACUGAAAGUGACCUACAAACCUGGACCUGUGGCGGCGGGCCUGCAGGUGGACCUGAAAGUGGAGCUGUACGCCAUGGCGCUGGGUGAGGACGGCGCCAAGGGGUCAACGCGCAUCUCGCACAACAUUGAGAUCAUGACCGAGCAUGACGUCCUGCUCUUACCCGUGGAAGCGACAGUCUUAACAAGCAGCAAUUACCGUAAGAGACUGAAAGACCUUCCUGAGGGAAAGGAAACUCCCGUGGCCCAGAGGAUGCCUGCGGUUCCCUCCCCUGCGCUUGGGCUCUUCAUGUCCCGGAAGGUCCCUCCUCAGUAGGCCCGGUGAGUACGAAACCAUUUCCAACCACUCGCACCCGAGGCCUCAGGCCGUGUAUCUGUUCUCUCCUUCUAGCCAGAACCAAUCAGCCACUGAGCCUGGUGGAGUGAAAAUGCUGGUUUUUAACAACUACAAUAGCUGCUCCUCUAUAUAUAUACAGCUAAUCCUCGUAUUAUCUGUAAGAUAGAUACUAUGUUUUCCACUUCACAAAUAAGGAAACAGAGGCUUAGAGAGUCUGAAGUAGAAGUGAAAAUCUAACCUACUUCAAUGCGGUUCUGAAGUUCAUUCUUUUAAGCGCUGUUUUCAGUGCGGAGCUGACUUUCCGAAAAGCAGGCGCACGAGUGCGGACGGCGGUGGGCCCCGUGAGCCGGUGGUUCUCCAGCGCUCUGGACACAGGAUUCCUCACCCCUUCCUACAGUUACUACGGGUCCCGAAGAGCUUUUGUUCUGUCCUAUCUUGGCCAAAUUUUUAAUACUGGGGAAAAAAAUCAAAGUGUAUGUAAAACCAGUAACAUACAGAUUUUAAGUGAAAGAUAAAAAUCCAUGGUUUUGCAAAUGUCUUUUCUGCUCUGUAUUCCACCUGCCACCCCAUCCCACGGCCCCCAGGAAGCACCGCUGUGCAGCGUGUGCUCAUGAGACAGGCAGGCACACUGGGGCGGCUUCCUUGUACUGCCUGCCCUGGACUGAGUGCCACUCGAUUUCUCCGGGAUGAGACACGACAUGACAUUGGCCCUGAGAAACAGCUUCAUACCAGGUGUACCGAGUACUUGACCUCCAGCCAGGAAGUCUCCAAAUUGUUAAGCAUAUCUUCUUUACAAGGACUCACAUACACACACUUUCUUUUUCUCUCUUUCUCUCUCACGAAGCUUGGAUGUAAUACUUCUAAUAAACUCUUGAUGAGGCUUGUUUAUGGCAGUCCAGUAGGUAACAUCAUGUUAUGUCCAAGAGACAUUACUCAUUAAAUGGUUUCUGUACUAAGCGUUGAACAGCCAAUGGCAGGCUACUAAGCCAGGAAAUGCUGCCUUAAUGACCAAAAAUCUGCUUGGCUUUCAAUUUACUUUGUAACUUGCUGGUCAACCUCAAACCUUUUAGGGUUUCAGAGUUCGAGGAUUUUGACGAAAAGCUGUAGCUGAGUUUACUUACUACACACACCAUUUCCGCCUGUCACGGGCUCUCCUUAUCUUCGGUCGGUGCAGCACCUAGCAGACAGACACACCGCACGGCCUGGCGCUGCCCAUCUGGAACGGGGGCAGAGCUGUGGGGGCAGCACUCGGAAGCACAGAUACACCCAGGCCUCCUGGAACCUGUUCCAGUUUGGGGACCAUCAAAGCAUUCAUGGGAACGCUGCAAUUCUUCAUGUUCCGAUGAACAGCUCCAAGCAGCAAGCGUGAGUGACACCAAUUCAGCCUGUUUGCUCAGGAAUUAGGGUAACUUCAAGGACUGAGAACCAAAGGCCUCUCUCUGGUGGCAGGAACAGCCGCCUAAAGAAAAGGCUGGCUCUUCUGACUGGAAAGCACCUAGAAUCCACGACACUGCCCCGUGUCUCACCUUCUCCCGGUCAGGCCUUGGGAACUCUGCGCCAGGUUCUCUUUCCUCUUACACUGCCCCCCAAUACCACCACCACCACCACGCGCCUCAACUCACCCGAGCGACCGUGUUGUGCUUAGGAACAAAACAGACUCACAGCGUGGGCCAGCGAGCCAGCCCCAGGGACUGCAGCUCUGGGACCGGGGGACAUGGCAGCCCGACCACCCAGCAACGCAGAUGGAAAGGACAAGGUCACAGAAGGGCACGGACUACUGACACUGACCCAGGAAGGUGCAGAAGAUCUGAACAGAGCUGGAACAAGGAGGUUCAACUAGAGACUUGAAAACGUCCCACAAAGAAAAG